AUGUUUCCAGCCAUGAGAGUGAAAAUUACAGGCUUGGAUCCCCACCAGCAGUAUUACAUUGCCAUGGACAUUGUGCCUGUGGAUAACAAGAGAUACAGGUACGUGUAUCACAGCUCCAAGUGGAUGGUGGCUGGCAACGCUGACUCCCCAGUGCCCCCGAGGGUUUACAUCCACCCUGACUCUCUGGCUUCUGGAGACACCUGGAUGAGGCAGGUGGUCAGUUUUGACAAGCUCAAGCUGACCAACAACGAGCUUGAUGAUCAAGGCCAUAUAAUCUUACAUUCAAUGCACAAGUACCAGCCCCGCGUUCACGUCAUCCGCAAGGAUUUCAGCAGUGAUCUUUCUCCUACAAAGCCAGUUCCUUCAGGAGAUGGGGUGAAAACCUUCAACUUCCCUGAGACUGUCUUCACUACAGUGACAGCCUACCAAAAUCAACAGAUCACCAGGUUGAAAAUUGACAGAAACCCCUUUGCUAAAGGUUUCAGAGAUUCUGGGAGAAACAGGACGGGGCUGGAGGCCAUCAUGGAGACCUACGCCUUCUGGAGGCCCCCCGUGCGCACUCUCACCUUCGAAGACUUCACUACCAUGCAGAAGCAGCAAGGAGGCAGCACAGGCACCUCCCCGACCACCUCCAGCACGGGCACCCCGUCGCCCUCUGCUUCCUCUCACCUUCUCUCUCCGUCCUGCUCCCCUCCAGCCUUUCAUCUGGCCCCCAACACUUUCAACGUCGGCUGCCGGGAGAGAAUCCCGACUCCCUCCUCCCUGCCCAGCAACAGCAAGAUGGAGGCGUACGGCGGCCAGCUGGGAUCCUUCCCCAGCUCCCAGUUUCAGUAUGUCAUGCAAGCGGGCAACCCUGCCUCCACCUCCUCCUCUUCACACAUGUUCGGUGGUGGCCACAUGCAGCAGAGCUCCUACAACGCCUUCUCCCUCCACAAUCCCUACAACCUCUAUGGAUACAAUUUCCCCGCUUCCCCCAGGUUGGCGGCCAGCCCGGAGAAACUCACCACCUCCCAAAGCACUUUACUCUGCUCUUCCCCAUCCGGCGGGGCCUUCGGAGAGAGGCAAUACCUUUCCACAGGGAUGGAUCACGGGAUGCACAUGCUCAGCCCUCCCUCCGGUAACCAGCAGACGGCCAACGCCUGCGACAACAGGCAGUACGGUGCGGUUCAGGGCUCCUCCUCACAGAUGUCCGUGCACAUGGUCUAACAAGCCGUGCCUCUCCUCGGCAUCGAAGGCA
Messenger RNA from Tauraco erythrolophus (red-crested turaco), 1237 nucleotides. Lineage: Eukaryota; Metazoa; Chordata; Aves; Musophagiformes; Musophagidae. The record is from RefSeq and is a predicted model, not a curated record.